Messenger RNA from Gossypium arboreum, 579 nucleotides. RefSeq lists its product as uncharacterized. The transcript has 4 exons. The coding region runs from base 1 to 579 and encodes 192 amino acids. The record is from RefSeq and is a predicted model, not a curated record. Lineage: Eukaryota; Viridiplantae; Streptophyta; Magnoliopsida; Malvales; Malvaceae.
AUGGAAUUUGUUAUUGGGUUACCUUUAGCACCCAAUAAGAAGGAUUCUGUUUGGGUCGUUGUGGAUCGAUUGACCAAGUCGGCACAUUUCAUUCUGGUGAGGACAGACUUCUCCGUGCAAAAGCUAGCUAAGCUCUACAUUUCUGAGAUAGUGAGGUUGCAUGGGAAACUUCAUGAGGCGUUCGGUUCUCGUCUGGAUUUUAGUACUGCUUUUCAUCCUCAAACAAAUGAGUUGAUUUCAGAGACUGAGGAUAAGGUCUGGUUGAUUUGGGAGCGUCUGAAAGCGGCUUCUGAUAGACAGAAGUCUUUCGCUGAUUUGAAGAGGAAGGGCAUCGAGUUUUCUGUGGAGGACUUGGCCUUUCUUAAAGUUUCACCAUGGAACAAGGUUCUGAAGUUCGGACACAAAGGUAAGUUGAGUCCUCAGUUUAUUGGACCGUACCAAAUUUUGAAGCGAGUGGGGCCAGUCGUGUAUCAGUUGGAGUUACCUCCAGAGAAAUCUAUUCCUUUGGUGAAGGUGCUGUGGUGGAAUCAUAGCACUGAGGAGACUACUUGGGAGCUAGAGAAAGCAAUGCGUCAGUAG